GCGAUCUCACUUGUGCUCCGUCCUCCCCCCACGCCCAUUCGGUCUUCGCACCCCAGAUACUUUCCCAACAUGUCGAUUAUGGAAUAUAACGGUGGCUCCGUGAUCGCCAUGGUGGGCAAGGAGUGUGUCGCCAUUGCCUCCGAUCUGCGGCUAGGAAACCAGGCGUUGGGUAUCUCAUCCAACUUCCAGAAGAUCUUCCCCAUGAGCGACCGGAUAUACUUGGGCCUCCCCGGACUUGCGACAGAUGUAACAACAUUGAAGGAGGUCUUCCGAUACCGGGUAAACAUGUACACCAUCAAGGAGGAGCGCGAAAUCGAGCCCGAGACGUUCGCGCACCUCGUCUCCUCAACACUCUACGAGAAGCGCUUCGGGCCGUACUUCAUCGAGCCCGUCAUGGCCGGGCUCGAGAAGACGCCGUCGGGCGCGUACAAGCCCUUCAUCGCCGCGACGGACCUCAUCGGCUGCCUCAACUUCGCGAAGGACUUCGUCGUCGCGGGCACCGCGAGCACGAAGCUGUACGGUGUGGCGGAGGGUCUGUGGGAGCCGGACUUGGAGCCGGAGGACCUGUUCGAGACGUGCGCGCAGACGCUGCUCAAUGCGGUCGACCGGGAUGCGUAUUCGGGUUGGGGCGCGGAGGUGCAUCUGAUCACCAAGGACAAGGUGAUCAAGCGCACGCUGAAGGGAAGGAUGGACUAGGCUCAUAUUGUGUUUGUACAUCAUUGGCAUCUCAUUUCAUACUCGUCUGCAUCCGUCGUGCACGCUGAUCUGCUCAAGUCCGCCGCGCGCGCAAUGGGAACUACCUUGAUCACC
Molecule: messenger RNA, 810 nt
Organism: Trametes versicolor FP-101664 SS1
Lineage: Eukaryota; Fungi; Basidiomycota; Agaricomycetes; Polyporales; Polyporaceae
Product: N-terminal nucleophile aminohydrolase
Exons: 5
Coding region: 70-696 (208 amino acids)
Biological process (GO): proteasome-mediated ubiquitin-dependent protein catabolic process
Cellular component (GO): proteasome core complex; proteasome core complex, beta-subunit complex
Source: RefSeq, a predicted model, not a curated record